UGCAGUAGAGUAGCUACUGUAUCCUUGUACAGAGUCUGUAUGUGCAGGCUAUGACCUACCUCUACUCAUGGUGUCUCAUUUUCAACGCGGAUUGUCGCAGGUCUCAUGGUUGGACAUGGGUCUGAACAAGACACAGAGAUACCAGCUGAGGCUUGUACAGCGUCUCCCCUGAUCGAUGCAGAUCCCCUCUUCUUAGAGCACGCUAGAUCAUGUCAUAUCAUGUUGGUGUCCAGACAGCUCCUGAGCUAGCAUUCAGUUCUCAAGAGUGAACUGAGCGGUGGAGACAUUAGAACUUACUUGAGCAGGAUUUUCGAUUUUGCAGAAGUGUCUGCAGCAUGAGCACUUGAUUCAGCAGCGGUCAGAGCAUCUUUGUUAGCUGGCUUCAUGAAUCGUGCUUAGAGUUUCUUUCGCUUGCCAUUCUGAACGGGGAGCAGCGUAUGAAUGAGCCAACUAGUCACUAUUGCUGACAGGAUACAUGACAGCGACAAUUUCAAUUGCAUCAUGAUCUCCAGUGAGGUCAGUCGCUGAGUUGACCUAGAAAUAUGCAGCUCAUAUAAAGACUAGUUGACCGGUCUGAGUUGCAAGGGAUGUAAACGGGUGAAAGUAUCCGUGGACCUCUGAUCUUUUGAAAAAGUCGUUUCUUUUUCCAACUCCCGCUGAGGGACCUCACCAAUGAAUCUCCCCGCACAGACAUGACGGCAGUCUGAUUAGUCACUCUUGUAGUCCUGUCUUGUAGAUGUUGACCCACCAAUGUUUUCUGCUCAAGGGUUGAAAUUGAGGGACUUGAGUCCUUGAGAGGUCGUCUGGAGGGAGUCCGUUGGGGUCGACCUUGGAGUAGGUAGAUGCUUAGCCAAAGCGCAUUAUGAUCAUAAGUGUUCUGUCAGAGCGCGACAGUUGGGCGCAAUUUCACCUUAAAACUCCGGGUCUGGGACUGAAGGCGAGUAAGCGAGCAGUAUUGUUCACAGCGAUGUGCGCGAACGAUGUGGCUGACUAAAGACUGGGCAUUGAUGAUUGCUUUAAUCGAUGUUAAUCGGCAAUCAAUCAGUGCUCAUUUCUAUUGCUCCUACACAUAGGUCUGAGACAUUGCAGAUGUCAGAAAGCUGUUAGCCUCAGUUCCUCUUUUUGCAACUGGUUGUGCUGUUCUGUAAACAGAGGAAUGAGAUCGCCAACUCCAUUCCAGACUAUCAAAGAUGUCCUCCACGACAGUUUGAAGUCUUGAAUGUUGAACCCAUGAAGAACAACUUAUGCUCCUAACGUUUUGAAUUGACUUCUGAUUCGAAUAGCUUGAGGUGAAGACUUUUGUUCAAUUUAAAGCGAGCUGCAUCCUGAGGUCCGUCUAAAUGGGUAUGUGAGUAUGCAGGCUGAUGACGGUGGAUUCAGUACGAGUUCACUACUGCUGAAUAAAUUGCAGAAACUGAACAAAGCAGAAAGUAUAGAUCUAAAGCUUUGUAAACCUCAGAUACAAUGAUGAUCCCAUCUAUGUUGUCGUGCGAACAGGCUGUGAACUACAAAAUUUAGUCUGACUCUGCAAAUCAUUCCAGGAAAUAACUUCUCAACGCCCAUUUGUAUUUCAAGACGGAGUUAUUGCAAUGAUAUUUUGCCAAAGCAAAAGGGCUAGCCCAAAGUCUUCUAUGAUAGAGGCUUUUCUGCACAUUAUCUCAGCGUGGGUCAGAAGUUUAGAGUGUCGUCUGUCAAACAUGCUCCAGUAGAAAGUCUGUGAGCGUAGCAGAGAUGUUAUUAUCUUCUCUUCUCUUGCGAAUGUUCCUAUCACUACCAGCAUUCUUUCUCCGGGCAACGGGUACGCGUUUGUUCAAGAGGUGCCUUCCCAGCAUGACAAGAAAAUAGGAAAAUAUAUUCUGACCUUGAAAUCUCGACUUCAAGACUUGGCAGGCUGAUAGUUUCUGCACUUUAUUUAAUCUUUUAUUCUUGCAGCUUGUUUCAGAGUGUGUGGUAAAACUCUCUAAUCACCCGUAUAUUGGGAGAAGGGCCGGCUACAGAAUUCAAUGACUUAACGAGAUUUCUGACAUCCGUUGCACUUAUUCGUGUACAACUCUUAGUUCAUAUUCUCUGGGAACCCUGCAGUAACGUGUUCGGAGGUGCUGCAAAUUACACUACGAUCAUUCUACGAUAUAUUGGGGAGUAAGACUUUAGACAAGAUUUCCUUUGCAGUGGACUGACGAGAAGUGCCCAUAGAAAAGGUGCCAGCAUCUAGAUUAACUAGGGCCACAUACGCUAAGCGCGCAAUUCCGCUCACCUAACUGGUCUCACGACAAUCCAGCUCCAACUGAUGUGGACUGCUGUGACAACUGAGCUCAUACAGAAAUUCUGCGGUUCGAAUUGACAUGUCAGGAAGGUAAACUUAUUCCUCUGUCCUGCUUCUCAGCACAGCUGGCGUCUCCUUCUCUUCAGCUAGCAUGCUUUUGCAAAUUAUGUGGCUCGUUCUGAAGCUCGUUCUAAACAAUCGACGAUCGAUCUGAUCUCUGUUCACAGAAAAUAGCUUUGUGAUAUCCGUUACGUAAAAGCCUCAUGAUCCCAAAACUCGCAUGUAGCACAUGCGAGUAAAGGAGACUUGAACAGGUACAUGGUUAUUGAAAGUGAUGAAAAGGUUGGGUACUCUACACACCUUUGGCAUAUUACUGUUGAUUGUGGGUAGGAUGGUUCAGCUGUUCUCGGCUAGGCUGACGAACACUGAGUAAGAGAGAACGGUCAGCCUGCGUACAGAAACACAGGGAAUUGCACGCUGACAUACUUUCACCCGAAACAAUUUCAACCUUGUUUUGAAAUACUGAUUUCUCAUUGUCAGAAACAUAACUGAGGCAUAUCCUCGUUGAAAAAAAGAAUUCAGAAGAGGAAUGAGAUUCUUGAAUCGCUUAUCCAAGUGUAGAAGUGUUCAUACUCCAAGGAUGACUUCGGAGCUUGGAAAAUGAAGAAGUACUCCAGUUGAGACGCUACUCAUCUAGUCAGUGGGAGCAAUUUGGUCAGCAUGGCACGACUGUAAUACUGUACGGUAUCGUACUGAAUGACCGACAUGGGCACCUCGUCAAUGUUGGCG
Marchantia polymorpha subsp. ruderalis is the source of this 3052-nucleotide messenger RNA. Lineage: Eukaryota; Viridiplantae; Streptophyta; Marchantiopsida; Marchantiales; Marchantiaceae. The record is from the annotation of a GenBank genome assembly.